CGGGCCGGCGGGGCAGAGGCGGGGCGAGGGCGGUGUUUCUCCGGGCCGCGGCGCUGCGAGGGGCGGAGCGGGGGCCGCCGCCAUGGCCAGGCACGUUUUCCUCACGGGACCCCCAGGGAUUGGAAAGACUACUUUGAUCCAGAAAGUCACUCAGGCACUAAGAUCCUCAGACGUUCCCGUUGAUGGAUUUUACACAGAGGAAGUUAAAGAAGGUGGCAGAAGAAGAGGAUUUGAUGUUGUCACUUUAUCUGGAAAACGAGGUCCUUUAUCUAGAGUCAGUUCUGAUUCUUCUGCUUCAAGACGUGAAUACCGAGUUGGACAGUAUGUUGUAGACCUUGUUUCAUUUGAGCAGUUGGUUCUACCUGUGCUGAGAAACGUAAACCAUGGCAGCGAUACAGAGAAAAAGAUCUGCGUCAUAGACGAGAUUGGUAAAAUGGAGCUCUUCAGCCAGGCUUUUAUCCGAGCUGUUCGGGAAACGCUGACCGACCCUGGCACCGUGGUACUUGGAACGAUUCCAGUACCGAAGGGAAAGCCACUGGAUCUUGUUGAAGAAAUAAGAAGUAGGAAAGAUGUUAAAGUGUUCAACGUUAGUAAAGAAAACAGAAACAACAUUUUGCAAGACAUCUUGGCAGCUGUGGAGUCCUGCAGAAAAUGAAGACCUUUUCUUGUCUGUAAACACUAAAGCCUUUAUUUUUACAAAACAUAAUGCUUUGUGGAUAUUUAAUCUGCUCUUCCUGCUGAAGCUCCUGGAGGCUUUACUAGAGCUUCCAGGGUAAGCAAGGUAAAGCUGGUAAUAUUCUAAACUGUGCAAACAAGAUGGAAGGGUUCUUGUUCAUCCAGGUCAUGAGCUGAUCCAUUCAAAACUUCGAGAGAUCCAUAGUUAACAUGAAAAUCCGGCCUGGGUAUUUGAAAGUUAGGUGGUUUGACUCUGAUCCUAGUUACACCAUGUAAAAGCAAUUAGCUGCCAAAUCUGACGGAGAUCUGAGUCCUUCAGAGUGGUGAGGACUGUUCUGGCCAGUGAGCAGUUUGGGGUCUGUAACAUCCCAUGCAGUAAUGUGUGUUGAGGAACCAACAAGCCUGGCUUGUGUAUAAAUAAAUACCUUUGCUAACUUUGACCUGGUUGAGGUGUGUUAAAGUUUCACCAGGGGUGCUGACAGUCCAUGAGGUGGAAGGAGUAAGUGGAUUCCUGCCCUCUAUCCUCCAGGCACCUCUCUCCUCAACUGCAUGGUAAGAAGGGUUAUAGAGAAUUCCAUGGACAUUUCCUGUAAUCCCAAACAAUACAGAAUUCCACUUCAGGAAACAUAACCAGCUAUACCCUUUCUUAAGUGGCCCAGACAGUAGCUAGGAGGGCUGCCUUUUGGGUUAAUUUCAAAGUUUCAGAUGGUGACCUUACUUCACACCCCUUAAAGAAAAUCUUUAGGUUCAUGGAGCUGAAUCAAAUCUUGACAUAUGUUUUUCAUGCAGAGUUUAUGAGCUCAGGAUUGACUUAAUUCUGCAUUUGUCUAUUGGUUUUUACAAGCCAUUAUGUUUACUGAUACUUUUUUUUGCUUGUUUUUUUUUUUUCCUUAUUCAAUUCUAUACACACUUAAUAGUUGUGAUAUAAGAAGUGUGUGAGAGUAUUAGACAAUGUCUUUUUCCUCUGCGGUUUGCAAAUGUGUUAGGAAAAAGUACUUGCACAUAAUCAGUUUUGCAUGUUAUGAAAACAGAAUUCCCUCCCAGGUGCACUCCUGUUCCUUGUACAAUUUAUAGUCAUCUCUGGCUGUAAGAUGUUAAGACCUCAGUUGUUCCUUAACUUUUUUCUGGUAAGUUCAACAACUGUUAAAGUGAGCAAACUAAAGGCUUUUUCAAACAUUGA
Messenger RNA from Oxyura jamaicensis (ruddy duck), 1855 nucleotides. It is a transcript of the gene NTPCR, whose product is annotated as nucleoside-triphosphatase, cancer-related. The transcript has 5 exons. Lineage: Eukaryota; Metazoa; Chordata; Aves; Anseriformes; Anatidae. The record is from RefSeq and is a predicted model, not a curated record. Bases 83 to 655 code for a protein of 190 amino acids. Gene Ontology annotation, molecular function: ATP hydrolysis activity.